AUGUCAUUCAUCAUCAGAAGACAAUUAUCUACUAUCAUUCCACCUAAAAUAGCUUCUGCUAAAAACUUAGGAGGUGGAUCAGCCGCUAAAAGAAUGUCAGAAGUUGUAAAAUUUUAUAAAAAAUUACCACAAGGUCAAGCUCCAGCUGCUACAAAAUCUUCAAAUCCUUUAGUUAAAUAUAGACAAAAAUAUUUUGAUGGUGAUAAUGCAAGUGGUAAACCUUUACUUCAUUUAGCUAUUAUUGUUAUUAUUUUUGGUUAUAGUUUAGAAUAUGAACAUUUAAAACAUGCUCAAGAACAUUAA
Messenger RNA from Lodderomyces pseudojiufengensis, 303 nucleotides. RefSeq names its product F1F0 ATP synthase subunit f (gene ATP17). Bases 1 to 303 code for a protein of 100 amino acids. The transcript is spliced from 2 exons. The record is from RefSeq and is a predicted model, not a curated record. NCBI's taxonomy places the organism in Eukaryota, Fungi, Ascomycota, Pichiomycetes, Serinales, Debaryomycetaceae. Gene Ontology annotation, biological process: proton motive force-driven ATP synthesis.